AAUGAAAUUUUCUUUGUUAAAUUUCUGGCACAUUUCAAUGUGUCCAAUGUUUGGCCAGUUAGGAGUUAGCAGUUCCACUGAUCUUACCAUUGAUUAUAUGCUGUUUUAAUGCCUGGAUGUUAAUUUACAAUAAAUUGAAUUACUCUUCCCUUUCCAGAUUUUGAUUUAUACUUUUGUAAUAAUGGCAUCUGCAUCCAAUGAAUUAUUUUCCAAAGACUUCUUUAGAGAUGGAAAAUUCAGACCUCUAAAGUUUGGGAGCGGCUUCUUGGAUGAGUCAAACAAUGAAUUUUUGUCCAUUACUUAUGACUUCAAGCCUCCCAGCUCCGAGACAACCGAGACCACCCUUGAUAUUGGAAGUGAUAACAAUGUCAAUAUCACAGUUCGCCAGGAGAGUGAUGAAGUCACCACCUAUAAGGGGUCAGCUCAAGAGCCAUCAAAAGAUUGCUUCCUGAUCAUCGACCACGUUACUGGCGAGAUCACUCUUGAAAGAGUCUCAAGCGUUAUCAGAGUCAAAAGAACUCGAGAGCUCAACAGUAACCGUCAGAGACCCAACACCCCAUCGGGCUCUUGCAGAACACAAAACUCCUCGACAAUGGAGUCCAUGCCCUGCUUGGGAAUGUCUGACGACGACAGCAUGGAUGAGGAUGCGACCAACAGCCAUGUCAGUCCCCGGGAUGCUCCUCAUAUGUCCGUCAACGCCGCCCACAUGCUCCCCACUGCAGUAGGAGGUUCAAACUUGUCUUCCUCGUCGAGUUCUUCGGAGUCCUCUUCUUCAGACUCUGAUUCUGACUCAGACGAUGAAGAGAGGAGAGCAAAGACGGAGCCGAAACACAAACCUACUCCUAUGCCCCGUGACUCUGGAAUGUCUAAAGUUUUGAUCAACGAUUUGGAACUUUCAUCAGCCUCUGAAGAUGAGUAAGACUAGAACAAGCGGCACUACUGGAUCCUGCUCCUUGUGAUAUGCAAGUGUCCUAAAGACCGCUUCUGUGCAAUGUACUUUUAGUAAUCUCUCUGUACUUGUAUUACUAAAAUUUUCACCGUUUAAUAUAACGCUUUGAAUGGUAUGGUCACUAAGCUGCUUACUUAUUGCCAUUGGCGAAUAUUUAGGCUGCCGAGCUCAUUGGCUAAGUUUAAUUUGAAUUUAGCUUCUCGCACCUUCGAUAUUUCUCAAGAAUUCUGUUGCGCCUUUCAGAGAUUGAUCUGGUGUAAUGGUAGCCGAUUAAUUUAUUCUUAAACGUUGUGCUACUUUUAGAGCCAUGCUUCAUUUUUCCACCUGUUUCUGAACCCUACUUAACUCACUCCGUUAUCAGAACCUUGAAGCGUUGAGCAAUUUGCCCUUCAGCUCAUCUAAAGCUAGAAGAAAGUUGUUGGGGUUUGUAUGAAGAAGCUCUGAAGCGGUACCAUUCACGCCGCGAAUGCGUUAUCUUGGGCUCUUAACAGCGUUUUACGAUGUGAGAUGUAUAACGGCUAGUGAUUCAUUCAUAUUGCAAUUCGACUUAUUUAGAGUUGGUUUUUGGUUCUAAAAAUUGCAUACUUGUAUCUUGUUUGAGACCAUUUGUGUGA
Hyalella azteca is the source of this 1563-nucleotide messenger RNA. RefSeq names its product ell-associated factor Eaf-like (gene Eaf). Gene Ontology annotation, cellular component: super elongation complex. Gene Ontology annotation, biological process: regulation of transcription elongation by RNA polymerase II; positive regulation of DNA-templated transcription. The record is from RefSeq and is a predicted model, not a curated record. Bases 182 to 919 code for a protein of 245 amino acids. The transcript is spliced from 6 exons. Gene Ontology annotation, molecular function: transcription elongation factor activity. Lineage: Eukaryota; Metazoa; Arthropoda; Malacostraca; Amphipoda; Hyalellidae.